Molecule: messenger RNA, 4346 nt
Organism: Monopterus albus (swamp eel)
Lineage: Eukaryota; Metazoa; Chordata; Actinopteri; Synbranchiformes; Synbranchidae
Gene: apba2b
Product: amyloid beta (A4) precursor protein-binding, family A, member 2b
Exons: 14
Coding region: 329-3103 (924 amino acids)
Biological process (GO): chemical synaptic transmission
Cellular component (GO): cytoplasm; plasma membrane; dendritic spine
Molecular function (GO): protein binding; amyloid-beta binding
Source: RefSeq, a predicted model, not a curated record
ACUAAAGACCAUGUAGUGUUUAGUUGUUGAAUAUUUCAAUACCCAGGUAAUAUUUUCCACAGUGCCUGCUAAGGGCUGACCGGGUGGGGUGGCUGACGGCGUGCACCGACCAGACAACUGCAGUGGGCUCGUUUUGUUGUAUACUCGUUCCGGGGCGCCGCAGUGAGCCACGGAGCUCCGUAUGCUUUCUGUCGGUGAAACGCACGGUGAGGGAUGCGCGACCAGCCAGCACCUUCCCUCGCACAUCUCAUAAGGAGGUGACUUGAUCAGCAUAUGAAAUUCUCCAGGAUCAAACCAAUAGCAAUGCAUGGCCUGUAAGCCACCAACCAUGGCUCACAGGAAGAGGCCAGGGACCAGUGGAGGAAACUGCAUGGCUGCUCCAGGCCCUGCCUCCUGUCCCACCACUCAUCCUACUCAGUCACGUGAUCUGGAUGCUCUCCCUGCUCGGCAACGCCCAAUCCGCUACCCCAAAGAGUCACAUGAUCCAAAACCCAUCCCCCACUCCUCUAAGGCACAAUAUUCUUCUCCCAAGUCUCAAGAUGCGGGUCACAAUCAUCCAGAGGUGGAUGGAGAUGCAGAGGUUGAAGUGAAACGGUACAGCAACCAAGCAGAUGCAGAACUGGAGGACCCGCGGCCAGCAACACCCUCCACACCAGAAUAUGAACGUGACCAGGAUGACCAUGACCAGGCGGACUUCCACGGGGGAGCUGACAGCCUGGAUGAUGACUCCAGCUCUGACUAUAUCAACAACACCUCAGAUGAAGAGGAAGACUAUGAUGAUGGACUGGCAGAGGAGGAUGAGGGUGUGACUUAUUACAUUCGAUACUGCCCAGAGGAUGACAGCUACCUGGAAGGUAUGGAUUGCAGUAGUCAGGGAGACUGCAACCACACCCGUAGCCAGGGGGACUGUGCUGGCACAAUGCAGCCUGGUGGAGCCCACACUGAUGAGUGCCAGGAGGCUGUAGAAGGGUGGACCGAGGAGGGUGAAGGGGAGGUGAGAGAGGAAGAAUGGGUGGAAGAUGAGGAGAGAGAGGGGACAAUGAGGGAAGAGUGGAGAGAAGAGGAGGAAGGAGUAAGGGAAGAGUGGAGAGAGGGAGACGAGGAGGCAAGGGAGGAGUGGAGAGAGGUGGGUCAGGUCAGGCAGGAGCAGUGGGUGGGACGAGAGAGGCACAGGGUGGAAGAAUGGGGUGAGGAAGAAGGGGAGGUUCGCUGUGAGGUGGUGGAGCAAGAUCCAGAUGAACACAUAUACAAUGGAAGACCAGAACCGAUCCUGAACCAUCAUCACCAUCACCACCAACCCUCCCUGCAAGACACACUGCACACCAGAGAAGAAGAGGAAGUGGAGAGCGAGGAAUACUGUCCUAAUGGCGAGGAAGAUGAGGAGGGUGAUGAGGAGGAGAGACACGGAAGGGCCUACACUGGAGACUACUAUGCCCCAGAGGACAAUGGGAACUCGGUGCGAGUCUCUCCGUAUCGUGGCCGUAAAGUCCUCGUGGUCGAAGGGGAGACUGGGGAGGAGGCGGAGGAGGACAUUGACCAAAUUGUUGCUGAGAUCAAGAUGAGUAUGAGCAUGGGGAGUCUAAGCAGCAGCACUGACCAAAGCCCAGAGGAGCUAGCACAGGACCCCACCCCAUGUGACUAUCCCCAUACAAAGCCCGAUGCAGCCCCAUAUCCACCAGCUCACCACUGCCACGACAGCAGGCCCAAGUCACUGAAUCUGCCCUCCAUGCAUCACAACAACCCUGACCUCAAGCCACAUUCACACUCCCCUGAAGACAGGCAGAGAUGGCCACAGGACCAGGUGAGCAAUGGUGCAGAGCAACCGAGGAAACAGCAGCGCUCCGACCUCAACGUUCCCCUGGAGAACAACAAUGUACCAGAACCCACAAAGAAGGUUGCGUCGUUCCCCAGCUUUGUCGAUGUCCCAGGACCCUGUGAGCCAGAAGACUUAAUUGAUGGAAUUAUCUUUGCUGCCAACUACCUGGGCUCCACUCAGCUGCUGUCUGAGAGGAACCCCUCCAAGAACAUUCGCAUGAUGCAGGCCCAGGAGGCUGUCAGCAGGGUCAAGAGGGUACAGAAGGCUGCCAAAAUCAAGAAAAAGGCGAGUGCGGACGGAGACGCUCAGACCCUCACUGAGGUUGAUCUGUUCAUCUCCACCCAGAGGAUCAAAGUUCUCAAUGCAGACUCACAGGAAACGAUGAUGGACAAUGCACUCCGUACUAUAUCCUACAUUGCUGAUAUUGGGAACAUUGUGGUCCUGAUGGCAAGACGCCGGAUGCCACGCACAGCCUCACAGGACUGCAUCGAAACUACACCUGGGGCGCCCGAGGGAAAGAAACAGUACAAGAUGAUCUGUCAUGUGUUUGAAUCUGAAGAUGCCCAGCUUAUUGCUCAGUCCAUUGGUCAGGCGUUCAGCGUAGCUUACCAGGAGUUCCUGAGAGCCAAUGGCAUUAACCCAGAGGACCUGAGCCAGAAGGAGUACAGCGACAUCAUAAACACCCAGGAGAUGUACAAUGAUGACCUCAUUCAUUUCUCCAACUCUGAAAACUGCAAAGAGCUGCAGCUGGAGAAGAGCAAAGGGGAGAUCCUGGGUGUGGUGAUCGUGGAGUCUGGCUGGGGCUCCAUUCUGCCUACAGUUAUCCUGGCCAACAUGAUGAAUGGCGGGCCAGCAGCUCGCUCUGGCAAGCUCAGUAUCGGAGACCAGAUCAUGUCGAUCAACAACACCAGCCUCGUGGGGCUGCCGCUCGCCACCUGUCAGGGAAUCAUUAAGGGCUUAAAGAACCAGGUCCAGGUGAAAAUGAAUAUUGUCAGCUGCCCCCCUGUUACCACUGUCCUUAUUAAGAGACCAGAUCUUAAAUAUCAGCUGGGCUUCAGUGUCCAGAAUGGCAUUAUAUGCAGCCUGAUGCGAGGAGGUAUUGCAGAGCGAGGUGGGGUCCGUGUGGGGCACAGGAUAAUUGAGAUCAAUGGGCAGAGUGUGGUGGCCACAGCACAUGAGAAGAUUGUCCAGGCCCUCUCGAACUCUGUUGGCGAGAUUCACAUGAAGACCAUGCCGGCAGCCAUGUUCAGACUUCUAACAGGACAGGAGACACCUAUGUACAUAUAAAUGAUGGCCAGGGACAGCUCCCUAUGCCAGGCUGUCAGCUGUGACUGGCUGUCCAAGCUUACCAGCAACUGGGGGAGGACUGCUUCUCCAUGUUGAGUCCUUUCUUUUUGUUUUCUUUGAGCUGAUGACUUCAAUUCUUCUUCUCUCCCUUGUCUGUGCUUAACAUGCAACAGCCCUUUUAUUGACAUGAGAUGCUUUUUUCCAUUUGACCAGCUGAAGAGACAAGUGUGUCUGUGUGUGUGUGGAUACUGUUAUGUCCUGUCUGUGAUUCUGUGGACAGACUUAUCAAGUGAAUGCUCCACAAUUUAUUUUUUUAUAUUCAUGUGAUGCAAUAUGAUACUUCUACUAUACUUCAUGUAUAGUUUCAUUUUCUUUAUUUAUUUCUCAUGUAAAUACAUAUUUUGCUAAUAUUGACUGAAGGCAGGGGGAGGGAGAGACCACAGCUGCACUGUAAAUAUUUAUUGACUCUUGCUGUUGAAUUUAAAGCAGACUGUGGUGAUGGCAAAGACACAAUUAAAAGCAGACAUCAUAGCAGUUGCCAGUGAAAUGAGAAUUACUUUAGGGUUUGAAAUGCUGGGUAUAAAUAUGCUAAGUUGAUACAAUAUACAGGUAAAUCAAACCAAUGCUUGCAGCAGGGGUUUAUGGGAGAAAUGCCCUAUCCUUUAGAUUUACUUCAUUAUAUGGCAAUACACAAGUUCAACCUCCCAAUGGCAAGAUAAAUUUUUUCUAAAUCAUGUACAAACUCACACAUUUCAAUAACAAGCAACUGAAUAGAUUUUAACAUGUGUUAAUUAUGCUGUUUAUCAAAGUCACAUGUAUGAAAACUGAUGCUUUUUUGUGUGCUACUCUACUGUAUGUUCAUCUUUAGUGUUCCUGACCGAGACUCAUGCAUACUAUGAGUGGAUUGUGAAUGUAACCGUGUUGUGUGAGCUGUCCCAUUGCCACAAGCAGUAUUAGAAUGUCUGUACAUAGAGGAACUUGUCUAGUGUUGUGCUCUUGUUAACAAAACAAAACACACAGGUUUAGCCCCUGCGAACAUCUUCCCACCUGUCUGUUGGACUCCAGUCGUGAGAGCGAAAGAACUGUGAAUCACACACUGUGACAAAAAAAGGCCUUACCAUCGAGUAACGGUUUUACAAUGCAUUGUAGUACAUUUUAACCAUAUGAACAUUAUCUGUGUGCAUGCCUUGUAUAGUAGUAUCAUGUCAUUGUGGCAAGUUAAUAAAAUCAGAGUGAUACCAGG